Molecule: messenger RNA, 768 nt
Organism: Podarcis raffonei (Aeolian wall lizard)
Lineage: Eukaryota; Metazoa; Chordata; Lepidosauria; Squamata; Lacertidae
Gene: SPMIP3
Product: chromosome 3 C1orf100 homolog
Exons: 6
Coding region: 203-649 (148 amino acids)
Source: RefSeq, a predicted model, not a curated record
AAAUAGUUAGCAUUGACAUCUAAAUGUGAGCUGGUGCUUCACCAUCCAUCAAAUGAAAACUUUUGAUUCCAUCUAUUUUGGGCCCUCUCAAUGAAACAUGGCACUGAGGGAAUCCUUUGACAGGUUUAUGAAAUAAGAACACUAUCUAACCUACCUCCACAAAAGAGCUUUCUGUAAAAGUACCAUUUUAAAAGGGGUUGUAAUGGCAGGUACAGCAAUAAGACUGCGACAAUUUGUAGAUACAUCACCACAGAUGCCUCCAGGGUAUAUUCUACAUCAGGGAAAGGAUGUUGUUGGUUACUAUCCAGGGCAAACGGCAAGGGUUCAUUAUGAAUAUCCUCCUGAAAGUGAGAGAAGCCUUUAUAGAAAAAUGCAGACAGUCCCAGUAAAACGUGAAACUGUACUUCAGCAUGACUAUGACUAUAUAGUUCUGAAGCAAUAUAUUCACUACCAGAGGACCAAGAAGAAAGUCAGUGACUGGUGUACAACAACAACAACAUACAGAGAAGCAUUUACAUUACCAUUUUACAAAUCAGACAUUGCUGAGGAUUAUCAUCCAAAAACUGAUGCUGAAUCGCAGUCUGUUUGGAAAAGUUUUUCUGCAAAGAAGAAAGACAAAACUAAACCUUCAUUUAUGGGAGUUGGAUAAAUCCUUUCAGCCAAGCUGUGUGGGGUUUUUUUGAAACACACACACACAUCGAAAAACAAGAUGGAAUAACCUUUCAAGACUGCCGCCCACUAAAGUACUAAAGACGACUUCUUAUACUA